Messenger RNA from Glycine soja, 591 nucleotides. Its product is annotated as disease resistance-like protein DSC1. The transcript has a single exon. Gene Ontology annotation, biological process: defense response. The record is from RefSeq and is a predicted model, not a curated record. The coding region runs from base 20 to 487 and encodes 155 amino acids. Gene Ontology annotation, molecular function: ADP binding. Lineage: Eukaryota; Viridiplantae; Streptophyta; Magnoliopsida; Fabales; Fabaceae.
UCUUAUUGGAAUCUAGGGCAUGGCCGGUAAUGGCAAGACAACCCUUGCAGAAGAAGUAUUUAAGAAACUACAAUCUGAAUAUGAUGGUUGUUAUUUUCUAGCCAAUGAAAGAGAAAAAUCAAGUAAACAUGGAAUAGAUUCUUUGCAGAAAGAAAUUUUUUCUAGACUUUUAGAAAAUGUUGUGAAAAUAGACAAUCCAAAUGCAUUUCCUAUUGAUGUUGAUAGAAGAAUUGGUAGUAUGAAAGUUCUUAUUGUUCUCGAUGAUGUUAAUGAUUCAGAUCACCUAGAAAAAUUACUGAGAACUCCUUAUAAGUUUGGAUUAGGUAGUAGAAUAAUUGUAACAACCAGAUAUGUGCAAGUGCUUAACGCUAACAAAGCUAACGAGACAAACCAGCUUGGAGAGUUCAGUUUAGAUAAAGCCCUUGAACUUUUCAAUUUGAAUGCCUUUAAGCUAAGUGAUCAUCAAUGGGAGUACGAUGAACUAUAAAAAAGGGUGGUCAAUUAUGCCAAAGUCAAUCCAUUAGUUCUUAAAGUCUUGGCUCAACUUCUUUGUGGAAAAAUUAAGGAAGAAUGGGAAGGUAUGCUAGACAC